Vanderwaltozyma polyspora DSM 70294 is the source of this 621-nucleotide messenger RNA. It is a transcript of the gene PSF3, whose product is annotated as DNA replication protein PSF3. Gene Ontology annotation, biological process: mitotic DNA replication initiation. The record is from RefSeq and is a predicted model, not a curated record. The transcript has a single exon. Lineage: Eukaryota; Fungi; Ascomycota; Saccharomycetes; Saccharomycetales; Saccharomycetaceae. Bases 1 to 621 code for a protein of 206 amino acids. Gene Ontology annotation, cellular component: GINS complex.
AUGUAUUAUGAUAUAGACGAUAUUCUUGCAGACUCAGCUGAGAUUCCAUGCAAGUUCAAUUAUGAUAUACCAGGCUUGGGUUAUCUGGAAGGUAAUCCUGGUAAGCAAAUUAACAAGAAUACAAAAAUCCAAUUACCAUUAUGGUUAGCACGUAUUUUGGCUAUUAUAGGUGGUGAUUCAGAAGGAGCUGAUGAGAACGGUGAUGAGACUAAUGAAAAUGAUAAUUUGCCAUUUUUAGAAAUGCAAACUCCUGAUUUUUUAUCGAACAAAGUUAUAAAUGCGAUUAAAACCUCACCAGAAUCAUUAGAUUUACAUUCAAUCAACUCUCAUUUUAUUGAACUUGCAAAUAAAUGGAUUGCUCUAUUUGGUGACACGGAUUUAGCAAAUGUUAUUUACGAUUUGACUUUAGCUAGAUCAAUAGAACUUAAUAACCACGCCAGUAGUGUCGCGUUGGAAUUAGCCUCAAACAAGCCAGAUAACAGUAACAAGGAUUCGAUUUAUCAAGAUGGCAAUAAUAUUAACACCCCUUUCUUAUUGUCAAUGGAUGAAUUCGAGAAAAAAAUAUAUAAAAAAUCGCAUAAUUCUUACAAAGAUACAAAAAAAUGGCUGUUUGAACCAUAA